AUGCAGCUCCUCAACGUACUUCUCCUCUUCUACGCUGCCCUGGUGGCGUCCAUCCCAACCACCAAUAGUAACGCCGAACUCAUCUCGAACGAAUCCGCGGACACUCUAGCCGUCGUCUGCAAGUGGGACUGGGAUUGCCCCAAGCAGCAGCUCUGUUGCAAGGGUCGCUGUCACAGAACUGGAGAUUGCAAGCAUGUUCCGCCCAAACCCGAUGUCGCCCGCAAUGCUCAGACUUGCACUUGGGCUACGGACUGUCGUCCUGGAAACCUCUGCUGCAACGGCUACUGUCAAAGUGUUUAUGACUGCAGACGGGUUCCCCCGAAGCCCCCAGUUCAAGAUUCCGAAGCCACCACGGACGACAAGGAAACCCCAGAAACCCCGGGUGAGACUGAACCCGCCGUCGACGACCGCAGCGAGACGCAGCUUCAGAAGAGACGCUAUCGCUCGCCGGAAGAUCAGCCUGAUGACAAGGCUAGCGAUGAGUCCGGUCCCCAGGGUGAACAGACAGAGACGGCCUGCAAACAGUGGUGGGAUUGCGGAGUUAGUGGAGAACAUCAAUGGAUGUGUUGCAAUGGAAAGUGCCUCAAGUGGUACCCUGGAUCAACACCUUGGGUCCGUCCAAAGUGCCUGAAGUAG
Messenger RNA from Aspergillus pseudonomiae, 636 nucleotides. RefSeq lists its product as uncharacterized. The coding region runs from base 1 to 636 and encodes 211 amino acids. NCBI's taxonomy places the organism in Eukaryota, Fungi, Ascomycota, Eurotiomycetes, Eurotiales, Aspergillaceae. The transcript has a single exon. The record is from RefSeq and is a predicted model, not a curated record.